AGGAAUCAAUAUUGAUAGAACAAAGCUGUUGUAACAUUGUUGCAACCCCUUUGCCUACUCUGCGCCUCUCGCAUAUCGCCUCAGAGCCACCAUAUUUUUUUAAGUCCAGCAGUACGCAGGUGAAAUAAGAACUAAAAAGAUGUCGUCCCUUUCAUUGACCUCUCAUCUCCUGCAGCGCUACGCCACGAAGGCAAGCAUCACUAUCUGCUCCCUGAUUUCUUUCGUCGUGAGCACGCAGCUUCUCUACGACCCGGAGGCGUAUGCGCGCGGACACUCCGCUUUGGCUCCCUCGAAGAAAUUUCACGUCCUGAUGGGCCGGUUCGUCUGCGCCUACGAAGCGUGCGCGUUGUCCCUGGCCGUGCUUGCGUUUUCGUCUUUGUGGGACAAAAAUCCGGAAAAUCGCGUGUUCUGGUGCCGGAUGCUGAACAUCCCGGUGUACGCGAUUCUGGUGAACCUGCUGCGUUUCAAUUAUGACGACCAGCCGGACCAUCCCAUGUUUCCGAAGCAGUACAACGCGCCGAUAGCGUUUUAUGGAAGCGAAGCGUCAGGUCAUUGAAAUCAAGACAGUUGAAAUUUUUGGUUGCUAUGCGUCCAUAGGUGGAUCUUUCUUCUAUGUUUUAAAACUUGGACGAUUGGCAGUACUUCAAUCGCCCUCACUUGCCUUCUCCUCUGCCUCUGCAAGGCGGGCAGCACUUUGAUGUUGGUUGCAUCCUAUGCGCUAGGAAUCGUUAUCAUUUAAACUGUGCCGAGUUCAUGGGUCUAGCUUGGCGCUUUCAUACGUUUGCGUUUAUGGCAGCGGUCUUAUUCCCAGGAUCGGUGUUGUUACGGGAGUGCACAACUCGGCGUCACCCGUCCAAAUACUUGGAAUGCAAAAUUAAUUUUUAAUCAAAUCCACACUGUGCCUCACUUCGACAACUCGGUUGCACUUUGACUUUUUGCAUGACCACAUUGUCGUGUUGCAGCCACCCAAAAACUUAGAAAUCUAUCCAAACCUUGCGCUGCAAAGAAACUUGUCAUGCCAAACCUGGGUUGUAGAAGUUCUCGUUCCCGACGCUUGCAUUGCUGUUUUUGAUGUCCUACAACGAGAUUAGGAGGGGGAGGGCGAGGUGUGCACUGUCAUAGAUGUUUCCGGAAACGAGCACGGCCACCAAGUCGAAGGCGAAGAAGAAAUGAGGCCAAUUCAUCGUACUACAGAAAUGCAGAGAGCGUUUUUUACGCUGCAGCCAGGGCGGAGGGCCAGCAGAGCAGUUUUAUUGAUUACCUAGGACGACGAGGAAAGAUCAAACGUAUUAAAGCAAAAGCAUUUCGUUUUAUUGGUUCUACUAAGACUAAGUGGGACAAGAAAUCCACAAGGAUGCCGUACCUCAAUCGAGAACUAUAUAAUGUCAAUGUCUGAACUACAAUUUGACUGUAUUAACUGUAACUGAAGAGUUCAGCAAACAAUUGAGCAGUUGACUGCAGCUUUUGCUUUCCAGCGUUCUUAUGUUACUUAUUCAAAUUAUGCUAAUUCUAAAACUAUUAGUGAAAGUGAAAAAAAAAAACAGACGGGAAAGUAAUUCUCAGUCGCUCAAUUCUCAGUCGUAGAAGUGACGGGACGAACCCCCCAACAAGCUUUCUUCGUGGGUUUGCAAAACUUGCAAACUGAUACAACGUGGUCUUACGUACUAAAGUUUUACCUCUUUAUGUUUUAUAGCUGUUUUACUCGCUCGUGAUUAGAAAACGAUAAUUUGAAGUUGUAGUUACGCCGUGCCUUGGUUGCGGUAGAGGUUUCUUUGUCGUACGUGGUACGUCGUUUUCGACGCCUCAUUUUUUUACGUCUGAUCACAGUGUUGUAUUCUUAGCUCUAAUUCUUUUUUUUUCUUUGAAAAGAACUUUUUUUUUUCUUGUCACUGAGACUGGACCUCUCCGGCAGGAAGACGAGCAUGCUCAUCCGGUACACAUUGAAUGUCAUGUUUGUAGUUGUUUACUAUUAGCAUUACCAUUACGGAUUUGGACGAGAGGAAAAGCUAGAGCAUCUAGAGAAAAGGCCGCAACAUGAUGUGCAGAGGUUCAUCGGUGUGGUUCUUGUUCCAAGUCUAAUGUAUGAUUUUUACACAUUGCUACAAAUAUCAUGAUGAUGAUCAGAAAUGCUUCCGCUUUUCAUAAGUCAUCGUCUAGAUUUCACUUUCGAAAGCGUUUUGCAUCCGCCAGAGGGCACCAUCAGGAUGCGCGAAGUGGUGCGCUUUCAGCUUGCAGCUGACGACGUGCCGCAUCGAAAAACCGUGUGGUAUAAUGAAUCGACGUGAAGACCGCGCUAGCAGCGAGAAGUCUGUGUCUUGUUGCUGCCAUAGGAAAGAAGUAAGUACCACCAGGACUAGCGAUUCAUUGGCGGAGCGGCGC
Molecule: messenger RNA, 2379 nt
Organism: Amoebophrya sp. A120
Lineage: Eukaryota; Dinophyceae; Syndiniales; Amoebophryaceae
Source: the annotation of a GenBank genome assembly